Messenger RNA from Erpetoichthys calabaricus (reedfish), 1075 nucleotides. It is a transcript of the gene timm23a, whose product is annotated as translocase of inner mitochondrial membrane 23 homolog a (yeast). Gene Ontology annotation, molecular function: transmembrane protein transporter activity. The coding region runs from base 357 to 989 and encodes 210 amino acids. Gene Ontology annotation, cellular component: mitochondrial inner membrane; TIM23 mitochondrial import inner membrane translocase complex. The transcript is spliced from 7 exons. Gene Ontology annotation, biological process: protein import into mitochondrial matrix. Lineage: Eukaryota; Metazoa; Chordata; Cladistia; Polypteriformes; Polypteridae. The record is from RefSeq and is a predicted model, not a curated record.
UUAAGUGCGCACGACUUUGCCACUCUAGUUUGCGACUUGUUUCUAUGGUGCCGUAGAGCCGUAUAGAGGUCACAUGCGGAGACACACGUCCGGUGUGCGAAGAAUUUAGGUCGGAGUUGUAGAAGCAGACGAGAGGAAGAUAAUAUCAAGGUGUCUCGUGUUAGAAGGAUUCGGAGAGAGAGACAGAUAAACUGAAUGUACCCUGUCAUUUAAGAUCUCAAGGUGUGAAGACUCAAGCCUGUGGAGAGUAGUCUCGUGAAGAAGCCAGGGCUUGAGAAGGGCCCUAAUACUUUCGACAAUCCUGAAACAGGGAUUUUGACAGCCACAAUCACACCUUGUAGAAACGGUGUUCAGAAAUGGACGGAACGUCGGGUUCAGGUAGCCAUAGUUCCAGGGCUGGACUAGGAGGCUUGUUUGGAGGCUCGGGUCCAGAAUACUCAAGCUCGGAGCUUGCAGGCGUACCUUUGACAGGAAUGAGCCCAUUGUCGCCCUACCUGAACGUGGAUCCUCGCUAUCUGGUUCAGGACAGUGAAGAAUUCAUCCUGCCUACAGGUGCUAAUAAAACAAGGGGGCGAUUUGAACUGGCUUUUUUUACUAUUGGUGGUUGCUGCAUGACAGGUGCUACAUUUGGAGCUCUAAAUGGUCUACGUCUUGGCAUAACAGAAACUCGGGAUAUGGCCUGGUCUAAGCCUCGUAAUGUUCAGAUCUUAAAUAUGGUUACACGACAGGGGGCGCUGUGGGCAAACACAUUAGGCUCUCUGGCUCUCCUUUAUAGUGUCUUUGGAGUCGUUAUUGAGAAGACUAGAGGUGCUGAGGACGACCUUAAUACGAUAGGUGCUGGCACACUGACUGGCAUGUUAUACAAGUCAACAGGUGGCCUGCGGAGUGCCAUGAGAGGAGGACUACUGGGUUUGACGCUCACUGGACUCUAUGCUGUCUACAAUAACUGGGAACAUUUAAAAACCCGUUCUUCUCGCCAGUCCCUCUGAUUAUGCUUCUGGUGACAGCCUUGUCUGUCCGACUGUAAAUGUUUUUGUUUAGGAAGAUGUGCAUAAAUAAAUUUGAAUGAACUUAA